AUGGCUCCCAAAUUUAACUACUACCUGCAGUCAUCGAAUAGUCUCUUCAAAUCAGUGACAGACUACGCUCUUUACAUACCGUAUCCACUAGUUUUUUAUGAAAAUUGUAAUUCGAGCUUCAAUCAUAGAUACUCAAAAUCCAUAAACACUCUAAACAUUGCAGCCGAUACCUUCAAGAAGUGCUCUAGGAAGGACGCAGCCUGUUUGAAGGACGCCAUACAAGACGCUUUUCCAAAGUUGAAGGAUGGAAUACCAGAGUUGGGCGUACCUUCCUUAGAUCCUCUUCAUCUUGGGAACAUGGUGAUAGGAGCUGGGGGUCAGGCAGUAGGAGUGGUGCAGAAGUACCAAGACGCGGAGUUUUACGGUCUUUCAAACUCAAUAAUCGACGAUUUCAUCUUCGAUAUUGAUGGAGGAAAGAUCGCCCUAAAUUUCACAGCACCUGUUGCGUAUUUUAACGCGUCGUAUGAACUAAAUGGAAAAAUUCUUGUUCUUCCAAUUGUUGGUCACGGACAGUGUUCCUUUACCUUAGUUGGCUCUCAUGGCGAUAUCGAUUUCAAAAUCGAAACCUACACGAGGAACCACCAGAAACACAUCAGGGCUACGGAGUUCACCUUCGAGAUCGUUUUAGAUCGAUUGAUUUUCAAUCUGGAUAAUCUUUUCGAUGGCAAUGCUGAACUUUCCGAAAAUAUGCUGAAAGUUUUGAACGAAAAUUGGGAACCGUUGUACAGGGAGGUUAUAGGUCAAUAUGCCGCUGUUUCCGGAAAGGCUUUGACCAAAUUGAUGAACGAAUUCUUUGCCAAAGUUCCCAUUUCUGAAUUAUUCCUAGACUGAUGCUUAGUUAGCGAAAUAAACAAUAUCAAAAUA
Coccinella septempunctata (seven-spotted ladybird) is the source of this 864-nucleotide messenger RNA. RefSeq names its product circadian clock-controlled protein daywake-like. The transcript has 5 exons. NCBI's taxonomy places the organism in Eukaryota, Metazoa, Arthropoda, Insecta, Coleoptera, Coccinellidae. The record is from RefSeq and is a predicted model, not a curated record. The coding region runs from base 1 to 831 and encodes 276 amino acids.